Molecule: messenger RNA, 3441 nt
Organism: Funneliformis mosseae
Lineage: Eukaryota; Fungi; Glomeromycota; Glomeromycetes; Glomerales; Glomeraceae
Source: the annotation of a GenBank genome assembly
AUGUCCGAUAACGCUAGUUUGAAUUUUGACAAUGAUGACUCCGUUGACCCGAGUUGUAUGGGUUGUGAUUUAAUAAUCGAAGAAGGGAAUGUUGUUGCCUUCGGAGAAGGCAUAUGGCAUGUUCAAUGUUUCAAGUGCGCUAAAUGUCACAGCUUGGUUGUACACGAUUCCAACGUUUUAUUGUUAUCCGACGGAAAUCCAAUAUGUGAAAACUGUUCGUAUAGUUGCCACGUUUGCAGGAAACCUAUAUUAGACGAAGCCAUUAUGACAGGGGACGAGUCCUUUCACGUCGACUGCUUUUGUUGUCGACAAUGUCGUAAAAAAAUAGAAGAUUUAAUAUAUGCUAAAACAAAUCAGGGAAUAUACUGCAUGACCUGUCAUAACGAAAGAGUCAGCAAAGCAAAGAAAGCAAAAGAUAGAGAUAACUCAAAUCCGCCAGUAUUAGAUAAAUCUUUACCAUCCUUGCCGAUUGAUAUUGAAUCAAAGCAGUCCAAUAGGCUAGAAUCACCAAACAAUACUCUAUAUCCAAAAAGAUCGUUCGAACGAAACGAUACUUCACCUUCGAUAUCACCCCAAACGUCUUCAGAUACUUUAGAACACAUACCUAAGGCACGUACUCUACCUCCAUCAAAUUACGGAAUAGGUCGUCGUCAUUCUCGAUUAUUCGAUGCCAGCUCACUUAGUGAUGUUUUCAAACAAAAGGUUACUUCGAAUGCCUCAAAGGCACUUGAACAAAUAACAGGAAAACCUAACGGACUUACGAAAUCCGAUUCGUUAGUCGAUAAACAUAAGAAUCGUGGAGAUCCUUCCGAAAAUUUAAAGAAAACUAGUAUUUUCUCCAAAAGGAACGAUUCUUUAGACAACAUAUCGAAAAUUUGGCCAUCUAAAAAUCGUGAAGUAACAGACGCUCAUGUAAGGAACUCUUCCAUCACAAGCUUUCGAAGUGAACCUUAUGAGGGGGGACGCACCUUUUCAAUUUCUAGUCAACGAAGUGAUAUCACUGAUGUCAUACCAAAAAAAAAUGAAGCGGACAAUUCAAGUCGAAAACCCGGCUUCUCUUCCAGUCGGAAAGUAAAAUCGCCACAAAGUCAACCUCAUUUACCUCAUAUUGAUGAAAAUACCGGAAAUGUUCAAUUAAAUCCAUCAUCAAACAGUGAGUACUCUCCUCGUUCAAAUUCUCCAGUUACUCCGAAUUCCAGUUCCCCUACUAGUCCAAUAUUUCCUCCUACUUACAGCCUUGAUAACAAACUAUCUCCAGUGCCCCGUAAAAGCAGUUAUUACAAUGGCUUGGAAGUUGGCCCACCAGUAUUACCACCAUUAUCUUUUUCAAAUGGAGAAGAAGACUUGAGCAAAUUGGUUGCGGGUAAAAAAAGAGAUGAGAACCGUAAAUUAAAACACAGAUCAUUUAUCGGAGAAUUUCCAAAAGAUAAAAAUUUCAAAAUGUUAAAUGGUAUUGAUUCAGUAGAUUUUGAAGAUUUUUCAUCCGGUAGUUCUCCUUUGUCUGCGGACAGAAAGAACAGCGGGUCUUCGAUAACUUCAUUAUCCAGUCGAGAAAAUGAAAUAACUAUCAUUGAACCGGACGAUAUGCCAGUAGAGGAAUUGCAGAAAGCUUUAGCUGACACGAGAAAGAAAUUGAAGGCAAGUCAGAUGGCACUUGAUGAAGCCAGUCUUGUGAGGGAAGAACUCAAUAAUGAGAUAACCCUAAGGAACAAAGCAGAAUCAACAAUUGAGAAAAUGCGUACAUACCUAGAUAAACAAUCUCAACAGAUAGAAGAAUUAAGAAAGGAAGGAGUGGAAAAGGAUCAAUUGAUUAAAGAUUCUUCGUUAACAAAACAAAUGUUGCAAGAAAUGCAAAAUGAAUUAAGAGAAAUGAAUAUGCAAAAAGAAUUGAUUAUCAAGGAGAUCGAAGGGUUAGCUAAAGAAAAGCAAGCUGGUCUUGCCGGAACUUUUUCAUCUAAUCCCGAUUCUGAUUCCACGAGUAAUCUUCCGGCAUCUCUUGCCAAACAUAUUUCAACUCAUCUUGAUGAAGUCAAACAAAGUUAUAUGUCAGAAAUUAGAUCUUUGCAAACUGAACGAGAUACAUUGAAAUACGAAACAGAACAGUUUAGGUAUAAACGAGAUCAGUUUGUUGAAGAAGCGCAAAAGUUGAAUGAAAAGAAUUUAGAAUUAGCUGAUAUGAACAAUGAUUUACUAAAACAAAUUGAAUCACAUCAAAAAGGCAAAGGGUUUAACUUUUUUAAAAGUAAUAAACCACAUGGACACCACCAUACAGAUUCUGGAUCGAGUCAUGGCAAAUCCUUUGGACAUAAUAAAUCGCCUUCGAUAUAUAAUUAUGAGGCUGAUAUUCCAGACAACGCAUCAGUUGAUCCUUUGCAGAAGAUAGCUCACCGAAAUAGCAUUGGUCGUGGCGCAACUCCCAAAAAAUUUAAAUGGAAAAAGGGCGGCAAAGUAUUAAAUAAACUAUUAGCUAAUGCAAAUGUAGUUGUUAAUGAUGUUAAACCAUAUAUGAUGGGAACUCUAUCGACUACUUCCAAUAUUAGUUUACCUACAGCGACGAAUGAAACCCGCUCAGAGGCAAAUAAGAAAAUGUUUAAUCAGAUGUUACAUAAUCAUGAGAUGAAUCGAGCUCAUAGUUGGCAACAAACCAAUUUAACGAAUUCCGUAAAAUGUGACUAUUGUCAUGAAAAAAUGGGAAGCUUGGCAGAAUUAAAAUGUUCAACAUGUUCACUUGUGGUUCAUAUAAAAUGUUCACAUAAUGUUCCAGCGAAUUGUGCAAUCACGGAUUAUGAUUCAGAUAGCGCUUACAAUGUUAAUACCAAUUCGAUAUUUGGUAAUGACUUAACAAAGCAGUCAGAGUUGGAUGGAGUUGAUAUUCCAUUCGUAGUACAAAAGUGCAUUAAAGCUGUCGAAAUUAGAGGGAUGGAUCUUGAAGGCAUCUAUCGAAAAUCAGGUGGUGCCUUACAAAUUCGUGCUAUCAUAUCUGCUUUUGAGAAUGGGAUAGAAAUUGAUCUGGAUAAUCCAGAUAUAUUUAAUGACAUAAGUGCGAUAACCAGUGUUCUCAAAAAAUAUUUGCGAGAAUUAUCAAAUCCUUUAUUCACUUAUGAAUUCUAUUCAAGUUUCCUGGAAUUAGUUCCUAUGCCUAAUUGCGAAGAGAAAGCUGAAAAGUUUCGAGAACUAUUUUCACAAUUACCAAAAGCUAAUUAUGCUACAAUAAAAUACUUAUUUGAGCAUUUAUACAGAGUAAAAGAACUUGAAGCAAAAAACCUUAUGACUACCAAAAAUCUUUCUGUUGUAUUUGGACCUACAUUACUUCGAGGUUCCAAUCCAAGUUCUGAAAUUCUUGAUAUGAACUUCAAGAAUGCCUUGGUUGAAUAUAUUGUUGAACAUGCUGACGUGUUGUUUUCGAGUAAUGAGGAGAAAAUAAAACCUGGAUUUAUAUGA